Molecule: messenger RNA, 2756 nt
Organism: Cynoglossus semilaevis (tongue sole)
Lineage: Eukaryota; Metazoa; Chordata; Actinopteri; Pleuronectiformes; Cynoglossidae
Product: semaphorin-3F-like
Exons: 17
Coding region: 1-2235 (744 amino acids)
Biological process (GO): axon guidance; neural crest cell migration; semaphorin-plexin signaling pathway
Cellular component (GO): plasma membrane
Molecular function (GO): semaphorin receptor binding; chemorepellent activity
Source: RefSeq, a predicted model, not a curated record
AUGACUGUUACCAUGACAGCAUCUGGAGCCCAGCUCCUCCUGUUAGCCCUGUGUGUUUACAGAGGCUCAGGCCUGCAGCCGUCGGCACCGCGGGUUCAUCUCUCCUUCAAAGAACUGAUGGACACACGAGCCGCUCGUCCCUUCAGCUUCUCCUUCAACACCAGCGACUACCGCAUCCUCCAUAUGGACCAGGACCAGGGCCGCCUCUACCUGGGCAGCCGCGAGUACCUGGUGGCCCUGGACAUGCAAAAUGUCAACAAGGAGCCGCUCAUAAUCCACUGGCCGGCGUCGGCGAAGAGAAAGGGAGAAUGCCAGAUGACAGGAAAGGGAAGACAGGGUGAAUGUGCCAACUUUGUGAGGUUGAUUGAACCGUGGAACCGCACCCACCUCUACAGCUGUGGCACCGGGGCGUACCAGCCUAUCUGCACAUUCAUCAACCGAGGCUGGAGGGCAGAGGACUACCUGUUCAGACUAGUCCCAGGGUAUGUGGACUCAGGGAAGGGAAAGUGUUCCUAUGAUCCCACGCAGGAGAACGUCGCACUUCUAAUCAAUGGUAACCUCUAUGCCGGGGUCCACAUCGACUUCAUGAGCACAGACGCUGCUCUGUUUAGGACCAUGGGGGGGAGGACAGCCAUCAGGACGGAGCAGUAUGACUCCAGGUGGCUCAACGAGCCUGUGUUUAUUCAGAUCCAGCAGAUCCCCGACAGCGCAGAAAAGAACGACGACAAACUUUACUUCUUCUUUCGUGAGAAGAGUCUGGACUCCAGCGGCGGGGCCAGCCCCAUCGUUUUGGCUCGGGUCGGAAGGGUGUGUCUGAACGACGAAGGGGGGCAGAAGUCCCUGGUGAACCGCUGGACCACGUUCCUGAAGGCUCGUCUCAUCUGCUCGGUGAUAGGAGACGACGGAGUGGAGACGCGCUUUGAUGAACUACGCGACGUGUUCAUCCAACCCACACAGGACGAACGGAACCCCAUGGUGUACGCACUCUUCACCACAGCGGGCUCUGUGUUCAAGGGCUCAGCCGUCUGCGUCUACUCCAUGGCCGACAUCCGCAAUGUCUUCAACGGACCGUUUGCCCACAAACACGGGCACAAUUAUCAGUGGACCGAGUACAUGGGCAAGAUUCCCUACCCAAGGCCCGGAACAUGUCCAGGAGGAACCUUCACUCCAGGAAUCCUCUCCUCCAAGAACUUCUCAGAUGAGGCUGUGGAUUUCAUCAGAUCCCAUCCUCUCAUGUUCAAUCCAGUAUAUCCUAUCCACCGCCGCCCCCUGGUGGUAAGAACCGGCGUGGACUACCGGUUCACUGCCCUGGUGGUGGACCAGGUGGAUGCUGUUGAUGGACGGUAUGAGGUGCUCUUCCUGGGGACAGAUCGUGGAACUGUGCAAAAAGUGAUUGUUUUGCCAAAGGACCCAGUCAGCAUGGAGGAACUGACUUUAGAGGAAGUUGAGGUUUUCCGGACGAGAGCUCCGGUCAAAACGAUGAAGAUCUCGUCCAAAAGACAACAACUGUACGUGUCGUCAGACGCGGGUCUGACCCAGGUGUCGCUGCACCGCUGCGGUGCGUACGGCCGGGCCUGCUCCGACUGCUGCCUGGCCCGCGACCCUUACUGCGCCUGGGACGGCGAGAGCUGCUCCGCCUUCACCCCGUCCACCAAGAGGAGGAGCAGGAGACAGGAUGUGAAACACGGCGACCCGCUGAGGCAGUGCAGAGGGUUCAACGCCAAAGUGGAGAAACGUCUCAGAGAAACGGUCCAGUUUGGAGUGGAGGGCAGCAGCACUUUCCUGGAGUGUCAGCCUCGCUCGCCUCAGGCCUCCGUCAAGUGGCUCUUCCAGAGGGAAGGGAAGAGGAAAGUGUUGAACCGCGUGGGUGGUGUUCUGAAGACCAAUCACGGCAUCCUGCUUAAGUCCCUUAACCAAUCAGACGCAGGCCUCUACCACUGUCUGGCCACUGAGAACAACUUCAAACACACCGUGGUCCGCGUGGCGCUGCGCAUCCUGGACCGAGACAUUGUUCUGGCCCUGACUGAUCAGGACGAAGACCAGGAGCCAAAGACGCACCACGCCGCUCCUUACCCACAAUCCUCCUUGGUCUCCACCCCCUUCCCACCUGAGAUCAGACUGAUCAACCAGUACUGCCAGUCCUACUGGGAGCAGCUCAGCCCCAAACAGCAGCAGCAGCAGCGUAAGCGCACCAACCGCCGGCACACCGAGAGCCUGGACCAGGGUCUGGGCUAGGACCCGACGCCCACGCUGUCCAACACUGGUUUGUCUGGACUUGAAGUGGACUUUUAUGUUUGACAUGGAUGUUGUCGGUUGUUGCCUCCACCCGUUCCAGAACCUUAUUUAUGGUUUGGCCGCUGUUGGUCCCAAAUAUUGAAACACUUCAUUAUGACCUUUGACCUCUUCGCAGAAGAAAUCAUAGUAUCACAGCAUGUACUGUGAGUAUAACCUGUUUACGGACGUCGUUUACGAUGUCAGAUUUUUUCAUUGAAAUUUUUUUUUCCUUAAAUAAAAAAAAAAGAAAAUCCAAGUCAGACUCACAGUGUAAGCUGUAAAUUUGACGUGAAAAAAAACCCCAAAAAAAUUUUAGGUUGAAAAUGUUAGACAUUUGUUGAUGUUCUACGUCAACAUCUGGAAUUUAAGCAGUUGUGGCGAAGGUCAAAGGUCACCAACAUUUUAGCGUCAAAGUCCGGUUUCACAUAAGACAAUAUUCUCACAGCAGGUCAUCAUAUAAUCAUUAAAACGCAAAAAAACAA